UUGUAGAGUCAGUGGAGGUGUUUCACGUGGGAGCUUAAAAACUUUUUUUUUUUAAUCAUAAACGAGAAAUAUUUGCUCUUUCGAGCGCCAAAAAAAAUAUAAAAUAAUAAAAAAUACUAAAAAAAAAAUCGUAAAAUACUGAAAAUAUUUAAAAAAUAACUUGAGGCGGAAAGCGGAAUCCUCUGUUGCAUCCAAAGUUACUUAUGUUGUAGGCUUAGCAGAAAAGUAUACGUUUUCCUGAACAAAAUGAAUCCGAGUGGGCCGAAUUAUCCCAUUGCCUCUUUGUAUGUUGGAGAUCUACAUGCUGAUGUUACAGAGGCCAUGCUUUUUGAAAAAUUUUCUACAGCAGGACCAGUUCUUUCCAUAAGAGUUUGCAGAGAUUUGAUCACACGUCGCUCGCUAGGGUAUGCUUAUGUUAAUUUUCAGCAGCCUGUUGAUGCUGAAAGAGCGUUAGACACAAUGAACUUUGACACUGUCAAAGGAAGGCCAAUUAGAAUUAUGUGGUCACAGCGAGAUCCAUCUCUGAGAAAAUCAGGUGUAGGUAAUGUCUUCAUAAAGAACUUGGACAAAAGUAUUGAUAACAAAGCCAUGUAUGACACAUUCUCUGCCUUUGGAAAUAUAUUAUCGUGUAAAGUAGCAACUGAUGAGGAGAGCACUUCAAAAGGCUAUGGAUUUGUUCAUUUUGAAACUGAAGAAGCAAAUAAUGCGAUCAUGAAAGUAAAUGGCAUGCUUCUUAAUGGCAGAAAAGUUUUUGUUGGAAAAUUCAUCCCCCGUAAAGAGCGGGAGAAGCUCUUGGGUGAAAAAGCGCGUCGUUUCAUGAAUGUUUAUAUCAAGAACUUCGGUGAUGAUCUUGAUGAUGAAAAGCUGAGAGAGCUGUUUGAAAAGUAUGGAAAAAUAACAAGUGCCAAGGUAAUGACUGACGAGCUUGGAAAAGCGAAAGGCUUUGGAUUCGUAAGCUUUGAAGAACCAGAGAAUGCUGAAAAGGCUGUUGAAGAUCUUAAUGGGAAAGAAUUAAAUGGAAAGACUUUAUAUGUUGGUCGUGCACAAAAGAAAUCUGAAAGAGCAGCAGAAUUGAAGCGUAGAUUUGAAUUGUUGAAAAUGGAACGUAUGAAUAGAUACCAAGGUGUAAAUUUAUAUGUCAAGAAUCUUGACGAUGCUAUCGAUGAUGAACGCUUAAGAAAAGAAUUUGCACCUUUUGGAACAAUAACUAGUGCUAAAGUCAUGACAGACGGAAAUGGACGUUCCAAGGGAUUUGGCUUUGUCUGCUUCAGCUCUCCAGAAGAAGCAACUAAAGCAGUAACUGAAAUGAAUGGGCGAAUUGUUGUGUCUAAACCUUUGUAUGUUGCUUUAGCUCAACGUAAAGAAGAACGCAAAGCUCAUUUAGCUUCUCAGUACAUGCAACGAAUGGCCGGGAUGCGCAUGCAGCUGGGACAGAUGUUUAACCCAGGAAGUGCCGGAUAUUUUGUACCAACUAUGCCUCAAGCUCAAAGAAGUUACUUCCCACAAAUGGCUCAAAUGCGUGCAACUCCUCGAUGGCCCACCACUCAGCCUCAGAUGCGACCAGGAGGUCAACCAGCUGCAGCAUUCCAAGCUAUGCAGUCUGCUCCAUUUGCUAGAGCAAGCUGCCGUCCAGCAGUUGCAGCUUCGCAAAAUCCAGGAAUGAGAGCCGGUAUGAAUGCUCGACCCAUAACAGGCCAACAACCCACUGCUGCAGCAGCUGCUGCAUCUGGAACAAGAGUUGCUGCAAUGGGUCCUACUGGUGUAGGUGCUGCACGACCUACUAGUAUGGCUUCUGCAAAUGUCAAUCAAAGACCAGCCACAUACAAAUAUACUUCCAACAUGCGAAAUCCACCACAACCUCAAACAGUUCAACAAGCUGUUACCCAGCAAGCUGUGGCUCAGCAAGCCGUGCAUAUACAAGGCCAAGAACCUUUGACUGCUUCCAUGUUAGCAGAUGCCAAUGCUCAAGAGCAGAAGCAAAUGCUAGGUGAACGAUUGUUCCCUGUAAUCCAUCGUUGGUAUCCUGAGAUGGCUGGAAAGAUCACUGGAAUGUUGUUGGAAAUAGAUAAUUCUGAAUUGUUGCAUAUGUUAGAACAUCAAGAGUCACUGAAAGCUAAAGUUGAAGAAGCUGUUGCUGUACUUCAAGCUCAUCAUGCUAAAGAAAAUAUAUCAGUUGCCGGAGGCAUAAAGAAAGAAGCUUAACUGUCUUGUUCUCUGAGCAAGUAUACAGGAACGUUUCUUCCGUUAUAUACAAUAAAAAAAGAAAAAGAAAAAAAAAGAGAAAAGAGAAAAACCCCACGUGAAUACCAUGCUUUAUAAUAUAAAAAAAUGACAAAAAAA
Molecule: messenger RNA, 2340 nt
Organism: Stegodyphus dumicola
Lineage: Eukaryota; Metazoa; Arthropoda; Arachnida; Araneae; Eresidae
Gene: pAbp
Product: poly(A) binding protein
Molecular function (GO): RNA binding
Source: RefSeq, a predicted model, not a curated record